GUAAAAGCAGAAGCCUGCCUAUGGAAGAUGUGCUUAAGUCAAUGCAAUCUAAGAUAUACAGCACCAGAAGUUACCUGAACGGAGCUCAAGAUCAAACCAGUAGAUGAAGGUGUUAAACUGGCAUGUGUCUACCAACCGGGGAGUGAUCCUUUUAAGUCCUCUGCUUCGUCCCCACUUGUGGAAUUUGUUGUGCCAGUGGGACGAGGCUGGCUAUAAAACCCCGGUGCAGGGGACCUCUGUCCUGCUCAGGCAGACUGCCACAGCAUCUCUGCUGAGAGCAGCCCCGGGGAGAUCCCCCACUUGAUCUCUGCUGGGCAGGCGGCCGCUUUGCCAACGGAGGAGGAUGGACGUGAGGUUCACUUGGAUGCUCUGCAUGCUCUGCCUGGUUGUCAUGGUCCGAGCGUUUACCCAGGACAGGUUCAAGGAGGUGUUGCUGAAGCAGCUGGGGCUCUCUGAGGUCCCUAAACUUCAUAAGAGAGACUUGGUGGAUCUGGUUAUCCCAGACCACGUAAAGAACAAAUACAUCUCCAUGCUGAAGCGCAACAGAGUGAAGCGCCGAGCUUUGCCGAGCCUGGCUGGCAUCCUCAGGGGGAUCCCUGGCAACACAGAAGUCCUCUACUCUGACACCACCACGCGUCAGAACCUGAUCUUUGACAUGGAGGGCAGAAUACCUAAAAACAGUGAAGUGACAAUGGCUGAACUGAAACUCUUCAAAAAGCCUCUGGACAGAGAAAACCUGCCUGCCAAGCAGUCUCACAGGCCCAUCUCCAAUGCCAGAGUCAGCGUAUACUGGGUGCAACGGCAGCACGAUGGUACCAACAGGACCUCCCUGAUAGAUUCCAGGCUGGUUCCUAUACGUGAGUCGGGCUGGAAGAACUUUGAUGUGACGCAGGCCGUACAUUACUGGCUGCGAAACAAGAGGCGGGAGCCAAUGUUCCUGGAGGUCUGGAUUGAAGGAGAAAGGAUAGGCAGCCAUGCCUCAGAAAUGGCCAAAGCUGUGCAUUUCACCUCUCAGGACCCCAAGGAUAAAGCCCUCAGCAAACCUGAACUGGUGCUUUACACCCUUGACUUGGAAGACUAUGGGGACCCCGGGGACUGCAAGAAGGAGGUGGUGAUGGGGAAGUCCACCUGCUGCCGGCAGAAGCACUACAUCAACUUCCGUGAGCUCGCCUGGACGCAGUACUGGAUCAUCGAGCCCGCAGGGUACCAGGCUUACCGGUGCUCAGGGGGCUGCCUGCAGCCCCCCAGCUCGCUCUGGCGCUUUGGCUAUGGGGAGCGCGCCUGCGCCGUGGCAGAGAGCUCCCCGCUCCCUGUGAUGUACCUCGUCAAGAGGGGCAACCGCACCGAGAUCGAAGCGGCCGAGUUUCCCAACAUGGUGAUCGAGAAGUGCAGCUGUGUCACGGAUGGCAUGGCGCUGGUGUGAGACGCCGUGAACGUCACCCAGUCCCCCGAGUCCCUGCAGCCCUGCCCAGAGCCACUGCGGCCUCCAGCCCCAGGGCCAGCAAUAAAGGUUCUGGGGGGAACCACCAGAUACCUGCCUGCAAGUGCCAGCAGCAGCUGGGUUGGCAGCUCUCCCACACACCCCACUACCCUGAAGGGAGGGUGCACUUAAAGGCCCAUAGAGCUGGGCUCAGGGGAGCAUCCAUCUUCACAUACCCCUGUGUGAGGGGCACCUAUGAAGCCUAACGCUUCUCAGGGCCCCCUUGAUGCUAGCCAAAUCUCAUUGCAUUUGAUUGAGCUGCAUCCCAUUUAUUUCAGUCCCCACCCCAGAGUACUGCAAACAGCUACAGGCA
This is a messenger RNA of Athene cunicularia (burrowing owl), 1793 nucleotides long. Its product is annotated as left-right determination factor 2-like. Lineage: Eukaryota; Metazoa; Chordata; Aves; Strigiformes; Strigidae. Gene Ontology annotation, cellular component: extracellular region. Gene Ontology annotation, biological process: BMP signaling pathway; SMAD protein signal transduction. The transcript is spliced from 5 exons. The record is from RefSeq and is a predicted model, not a curated record. Gene Ontology annotation, molecular function: cytokine activity; transforming growth factor beta receptor binding; growth factor activity. The coding region runs from base 344 to 1423 and encodes 359 amino acids.